This is a messenger RNA of Nilaparvata lugens (brown planthopper), 721 nucleotides long. RefSeq lists its product as uncharacterized. The record is from RefSeq and is a predicted model, not a curated record. Lineage: Eukaryota; Metazoa; Arthropoda; Insecta; Hemiptera; Delphacidae. Bases 61 to 579 code for a protein of 172 amino acids. The transcript has 3 exons.
UGCAGUUUGCAGUUUGUUCUCGUUGACAACGCUGACACGCCUACAAAAAUUGUUAUUUAUAUGUUUGUAUCGCGUAUUGUGGGAUUGAAGUGGUUUAUAAGAGUCGCAAUUUUUCGAAUAUCUUUACAGACAUCAGAAGAUUUCGAAAUGGCUCACAUCGAAAUUAGACCAGCUCUUCUCAUCACACCUUUGUUAUUAUUCACAAUGAUUCCAAAAAGUCAAACAAAUAUAAUAAAGUCUCAGCCUAUGGAACUUGACGUUGAGGAAAGGCCGGUAAACUUGGAGGAUCCUGAAAUUGAAAACGAUUCUGGCUUCAUGGAUUUUGAUAAAUUCAAAGAAACACUCAGUAAUUUAUUUGGAGAAGGACAACGAGACAAAAGAGACACCAAUAAGAUUGAGCGGCAGGCUGAAUUGAGUGCAUCAACCAGAGCGGAAAAUGAAGAGGUAGAUUAUCUUGCUGAAUGGAAUAGUAUGGUCGAUUCAUUCAGUAAGCCAGAUACCAGUACCGACAUGUUUUCCGAGUUAUUCGGACUAAAUGCAAAGGAAGAAAACAAAAUGGAAAUUAUUCCAAAUAAAUGAAUUAUUAAUUAUAAUAAAUUACUGUGACAUUUAUACCAUAAUUUAUUAAGAGUUCAUGGUCUUGAAUUUGAUACAAUUUAUCGUAUUUGAUGUGUAAUUAAAUAAUACAAUAAAGUAUUUCAUAGAAAACUCUAAAUUCAAU